AUGAAGUUUAUGAAGCUUGGAUCGAAGCCUGAUUCCUUUCAAACAGAUUGCAAUGACAAUACGUUUGUGGCAACUGAGUUGGCAAGUGACAUCAUUGUUAAAGUGGGAGAUGUCAAGUUUUUUCUGCAUAAGUUCCCCCUUCUCUCCAAGAGUAGUCUCAUGCAAAAGUUGGUGGCAGCUGCUAGUGAAGAAACCAUUGAUGAGAUUGAAAUCCCUGAUAUUCCUGGGGGUCCUGCUUCCUUUGAAAUAUGUGCUAAGUUUUGCUAUGGCAUUGUUGUUACCCUCAAUGCUUACAAUGUGGUCGCCGUCCGUUGUGCGGCGGAGUACCUUGAAAUGCUUGAGACAGUGGAGAAAGGAAAUCUCAUUUACAAGAUUGAAGUCUUCCUGAGCACCGGCAUCUUCCGCGUAUGGAGAGACUCCAUCAUAGUACUUCAGAGUACUAGAUCUCUGUUACCAUGUUCUGAUGACUUGAAGUUAGUAAGCCACUGUGUAGACUCAAUAGCAUCAAAGGCUUGCAUGGAUAUUUCGAAGGUGAACUGGUCAUACACUUACAGCCGAAAGAGAUUCACAUCUGACAAUAGUCAUACUAGGCAGCAAUUGGUGCCAAAGGACUGGUGGAUUGAGGACUUAUGUGAGCUUGAUCUAGAUUUGUAUUCGAGGGUCUUAUCAACCAUCAAAGCUAAGGAGAGAGUGCCAGAAAAGGUGAUAGGAGAAGCACUGAGAGCUUAUGCCUGUAGAAAGCUACCGGGAUUUGGCAAAGGCAGUGUGACUGAAAGGAACAAUGAUAUGAAAAGUGAGUCGAUUGUAGAGGCUAUUGUUGAGUUAUUGCCAUUAGAGAAAGGUUCUGUUUCAUGUAGUUUCCUGCUCAAACUACUAGGAAGUGCAAGAAUGCUGCAUUGCAAUGAGAAUAUUAAGAGAGAUCUGGUGAAGAAGAUAGGGAGACAGUUAGAUGAAGCACAUCUGUCUGAUCUCUUGUUUCCUUCUAAUGGAGAUGAAGAGGAAAACGCAAUUUAUGAUGUUGAAAUGUUUCUGAGCAUAGUGAAGGAGUUUGUAAUGAUUGAGAGAGAGGACCCAGGUCUUGUUUUUGAUAGCACAAAGAUAGCCGUUGGGAAAUUGGUUGAUGGAUAUCUGGCAGAGAUUGCAAAGGACCCUUAUCAGUCCCUGACAAAAUUCAUUGAACUUGCUAAUAUGGUAUCAGCUGAUGCAAGGCCAGUGCAUGAUGAACUCUACCAUGCCAUUGAUUUAUAUCUGAAGGAGCACCAAGAACUUAGCAAGGGUGAAAAAAAGAAGCUAUGCAGGCUUAUGGAUUGCAAAAAACUUUCUUCAGAGGCCAGUGCUCAUGCUGUUCAGAAUGAGAGCCUUCCAUUGCGUGUGGUAGUGCAGGUCCUCUAUUUUGAGCAGUUAAGAGCAGCUCUUCCAGCCACCACUUGCAAUGGCUGCUCUGGUGCCACUGAGAUCGGGAGUGGCUCCAACGGAAGCUUGAGAUCAGUCAUAACAGAGGAGAACAUGGACUCAGUACCAACAGUAGAAGACAUUAAAUCCUUGAAGAGCAUGGUGUUGGUUAAUGGUGGUGUGAAGACUGGCCAUAGGAGCAGCAGUAGUGAUUCAAACAAAACCACUGAGGACAAAGGCAAUGGCAAGGUGAAGGCCAUUGCCAUGCCGAAGAAGAUAUUUGGGAAGCUGUUAUCAAACAAAGGAGGCAGUGGCUCUGAUACCACAGGAAGUCCAGAUCUGUCAAAACCAGAAGAUUCUAAAUCUACUCCACUAAGGAAUGGAAGGCAUUCUGUUUCUUAGCAGUUCUGGUACUGAUAACAAGUAGUUCUUUGGUAGACAAGUAAGAAUAUAUUACAUGUAUUAUAAAGAAGAAAGCAAAUGUGUGCUUUUGUGUUUACAGGUUUAUGAAUGCUCCAUCAUAUGUAUAAUUAACUGUUACUGCAAAGUUUUAUGAUCAG
This is a messenger RNA of Dendrobium catenatum, 1952 nucleotides long. Its product is annotated as BTB/POZ domain-containing protein NPY4-like. The record is from RefSeq and is a predicted model, not a curated record. Bases 1 to 1794 code for a protein of 597 amino acids. Gene Ontology annotation, molecular function: protein binding. The transcript is spliced from 4 exons. NCBI's taxonomy places the organism in Eukaryota, Viridiplantae, Streptophyta, Magnoliopsida, Asparagales, Orchidaceae.